AUGGCUCCAAUCACUGUAGGAGAUGCGAUUCCAGAUGGUACCUUAGCCUAUCUCGAUGAAGAAAACAAACCCCAAUCCGUUUCAAUUCAUUCCCUCUCCGCCGGCAAAAAAGUCAUCAUCUUUGGUGUUCCCGGUGCUUUCACCCCCACUUGCAGUUUGAAGCAUGUGCCUGGAUUCAUUGAGAGAGCUGAAGAACUGAAAGGAAAGGGUGUUGAUGAAAUCAUCUGCAUCAGUGUGAAUGAUCCAUUUGUGUUGAAUUCAUGGGCCAAAACAUUCCCUGAGAACAAGCAUGUCAAGUUCCUUGCUGAUGGCUCAGCCAAAUACACUCAUGCUCUUGGAUUGGAGCUUGACCUCUCUGAGAAAGGCCUCGGCAUUCGCUCGAGGAGGUUUGCUCUUUUGGUGGAAGACUUGAAGGUGAAGGUUGCAAAUGUUGAAGGUGGAGGAGAAUUCACCAUUUCAAGUGCUGAAGAGAUCAUCAAGGCUCUUUGA
Molecule: messenger RNA, 489 nt
Organism: Lathyrus sativus (Indian pea)
Lineage: Eukaryota; Viridiplantae; Streptophyta; Magnoliopsida; Fabales; Fabaceae
Source: the annotation of a GenBank genome assembly